Messenger RNA from Chironomus riparius, 1920 nucleotides. The record is from the annotation of a GenBank genome assembly. Lineage: Eukaryota; Metazoa; Arthropoda; Insecta; Diptera; Chironomidae.
AUGAAGUUCCUGAAGAUUUUAAUAUAUUUUGAAAUUUCUUUGCCAAUAUUCACGUUAACUUCGUCAAUUUUUCAUCAACAAAGCAGCACAACAUCAAUAUCAACAGCAAUUGUGUCAAUUUGUGAGGAAUUUUUCAUCAAUAAUUCUAUAAAGUUCGAUUUUAUUAUGUACGGUGAGCACAGUCGUCAUCUUAGUGACGUCAUUAAUGGCGUUUUGAAAAAGUAUCCAAAAAAUUCGUCAAUAAUAAUCCGAGAUAUGAAAAAUUUUGGAAAUUGGAAUCACAUUCUUAAUGACUCAGCUGUGAUUUUUGUUAAAAAUUCAACAUACGUUCAUAAUUUUAAUAGACACGCGAAGUUCAAGAAUUUAUAUCCGAAACACCUUAAAAUUUUAUUCUACAUUGAGGAACCGACAGCAAAAAUACUAACGAAAUUCUCAGAAUUUACAACAGACAUCCCCAGCAUCAUUACUUCUGAGUAUUUCAUCAUAAAUUCUAAAAAAUUCCUUCAACUUUUCACAGUCAAUCACUUUGCGGACGGAAUUUGCAAUCAAAUUACACCAACAACGCUCAACAUCUUUUUUAAAACAUCACGAAAAUGGAAGUGGGAACUCAAAAACCACAGAAAAUUUCUAAAUUUUCACCAAUGUCCGCUGACAAUUCUUGAGAGUUACGGAGGAGCUUUAAAUAUUGAGAGCUUAAAUCUUGAACUUUUCGCAUGUUUAAAGGCACACAAAAGCCAAUUUUGUCAUGAUCUCAGAAGGAACCUGACCAAAGCUCCAAAUCUGAAGCUUCGCGGACUGACUUAUGAACUUUUCGAACUCAUGGCAAAAACUGCGAAUUUCACUCCAAAAUAUGAAUUUUUACCAUUGAGCUCAAAAAAUAAAUCAGAAAUUUAUGUAAAAAUUUGGAGGAUUCCAUUCAACACAGAUGAUCCAUUUAUGCACUUACUGAUGCCAAUUUAUCCUUAUGAGUACAUCAUUGUCACAACACCAAGUGAAUACUACACAAAUUAUGAGAAACUUUUACUACCGUUUGACGUCACGACUUGGAUAUUAAUCAUUAUUGCCUUCUUAACGUCAUUCUUAAUGAUUUCUUUGAUGGAAAUUUUCCAUAAACUAUCAAACCUUCGAAGUCUGCAUUCGUCAUUCGUGAAUGUCAUUCAAGUGAUUUUUGGAAAUUCUGUCAAGAGACCACCAAGGAAGGUGCUGCAAAGGGUAGUCAUGAUCUUGUUUAUCUUCUUGUGUUUGAUCUUUAGAACAUGCUAUCAAAAUAAGCUGUUUGAAUUCAUCACAGAUGAGAUGAGGAAACCACCGCCGAGGGAUUUGGAUGAUUUAUUUGCUCGAAGUUACAAUAUUGUGUCUUAUUUGGAACCAAGGAUGUUCUUCUUGCUGAAACAAAAGUUGAUGCCUAGAAAAAAAAACAAAACAGUUCAUGUCGACAAUCAGCACAAGGUCUUGAAAUUCUUUUGUGCAAAUUACGAAGAUUCAACAGCAAAGCUCGGAUUCUUCAUGCCAAAGUCAGUCCUUGGAUAUACAAAUACAAUGUGUGGCAGCCCAGCAACAAUCUUGAAGAACUUUAAGUUUGUGGAUGAUUCGAUGAAUUUUGGAAUUACCAGAAACAGCAUUUUGUACGAGUCACUGAGCGAAGUCAUCGAAAAGUUAAAUCCGUCGGGAAUUAUUCAAUAUUUAAUAAACUACGAUUCGUGGGUAACUUAUGACAAAUUUGAUUCAGCAGUGACUAAAGUUCCUCGAAUUUUAACAUUUAAUGAUUUGAGUUUUGGAUUUGUGUUGUGGCUUGCUGCCUGUGGGAUUUCAGUUGUCGGAUUUGCUGUGGAAAUGACCGAGUACAAAAUGAGGAUUGCCAUCAAAAAUAUGAUUGGAGUUGUGGUCUUUCUGUCAAGUGUUAAGUGGAGGUUCCUUUAA